UAAGAGAAAAAAAUCGGAUAUCCGAUUUUUUAAACUGAUUUGGCAUAAAUCGGGACGGAAGAGUGACGCGUAUAAAUAUUAUUUUCAAUAUUUAAUGUGAGUUUAGAAAUCAGGGCUUAGAACCGACUCCGAUAAAAUUACACAUAUAGAUCAAAUUAAUACCAGCUAGAUAUAACUAUUAUUUUCAAUAUUUAAUGUGAGUUUAGAAAUCUCAAUUGCAAAAUUAAUCUGAUCAGUAUAAAUAUUAUUUAAUUAGUGCAUAUAAAUUAUAUAUGAAAUUCUCCCACAAUGGAAACGCAAUAACAAGAUCGAUUUUUAGCAUAUUAUAAAAAGUAAAAACACAACCAUUUGUUUUGUACGUUGGUUUGAAACAACUAAAGCUUUUACAAGUAAAGUCGAUGAUAGCCAUUUGGUUAACUGGAUUGAACCAGACCGAAAACAUUAAACCGCUAGUAAUAUAAAACAAUAAAACAAUAAGUAAAAGGGGAAUAAAUCAACAUCUAAACUGUCCACAUAAGCACAAAAAAUCAACAUAUCACAAAGCUUGCCAGCUCGACCUGUCCUAUUUCUUCAUUGCGGAGCGGAUGAUUUGAAACCAAUCGUCUCUUCACCUUUCUUUUCGUCUCAAUGCAUCCUUUAAUUAUAGUAUGUAUGCCUCCAUCUCCAUUUCAAAUCCCUAAAUCUCCACGCAUCACCCUAUCUAUAGUAUUCCCGUCUCUCUGUCAACGGCUCCACAUUCUGGAAAUCAAAACCCACCGCAUCCAUGGCUAACAACCACCAGCUCCUCUAAACCUUUGUUCAUUCAUCUCCCGGAGAAAAGAUCCCGAGUAGCUACGAAAGCUUCUCUCUCUAGAACCAACGAGGCUUCUUUAUCCGCCAUCAUCUCCAUGCUCGAGCGUGAACGGCAAGGAUUAACCGACAGCGGCGGAGAACAGUGGCAUACGGCGGAGGAUUUCUGCCGGCGCGAUAAGAAAACCGAGGAAGAGAGGAGGCUUAGAGACACGUGGCGUAAGAUUCAAGGAGAAGACGAUUGGGCCGGGUUAACGGACCCGAUGGACCCGGUUCUCAGAUCGGAGCUGAUCCGUUACGGCGAAAUGGCUCAGGCCUGUUACGACACCUUCGACUUCGAUCCUUCCUCGAGAUACUGCGGCAACCCAUGUCGAGUGUUGGCCUCUAAAUGUAUAACGUCUCCAUUUAGAUCCGACGUGGGUUGUUGGUUCGAUGAGGCUCUUAGAACUCAAGCAGUGCUAUUGGAGGCAGGCUUUCUGAAUAUCUUUGGUAUUGUAAGCUCCAGAGCGGUGUCUGUAUGGACCGGGUGAAUUAGAGACUGAAGUCUCAGGAAGUAGCUCUCGCUUUGUGGUUGGCUUCUUAUGUACCGAGCUUCUGUUGUUUCUGUGUUCCCCUGUGAGAAGGGCUGUUGUGUUGAUGAACUCUGGAGGUUGGAUAAUGCGCUGAGAUCAAGGUCUGGAAAAACUGAGCAACGGCACCGAGUCCAUUUCACGUUC
Messenger RNA from Brassica napus (rape), 1505 nucleotides. Its product is annotated as phospholipase A1-Igamma2, chloroplastic-like. The record is from RefSeq and is a predicted model, not a curated record. Bases 888 to 1319 code for a protein of 143 amino acids. Gene Ontology annotation, molecular function: glycerophospholipase activity. NCBI's taxonomy places the organism in Eukaryota, Viridiplantae, Streptophyta, Magnoliopsida, Brassicales, Brassicaceae. The transcript is spliced from 3 exons.